Molecule: messenger RNA, 1421 nt
Organism: Clunio marinus
Lineage: Eukaryota; Metazoa; Arthropoda; Insecta; Diptera; Chironomidae
Source: the annotation of a GenBank genome assembly
AUUGUUUUUUGAGGCAAAAAUUGUAAAACAAGUUUUUAAUCAAUCUCAAAAAAUAUUUCGUAAUUUAUGGAGCAUUUGGUAGAGAUAGAAAUAUCUCCUGUUAAAUGUCAGUGCUGCUUACAACGUCCAAAUCAUGUAUCACAAGACUUCCAACUGUCAAUAAUUUCGUCAGAAAUUCAAGAGACUUGCAAAGAUGUCAUUUGCAUUCAGUUAGACGAAGGCGUUAUCUGUAAUUAUUGUUUAGAAAGUUUAACUUCAUUUCAAGACUUUAAGCGUAAGAUUUGGAUAGCCCAUAAUUUAAAUGAAAUUAAACAAGAAACUGAGGAUUGGAUUUGGUCAUCAAAACAGGAAGAGGAAGAAUUGAAUCAGCAUACCAUUAAUGAUGAAAUUACAACAGAAGUUGUAGAGCAGAAUAGUGAAGUUUCUGAAAACAACAGAAAUCUUCCGAAGAAAACAUCUGCGAUGAGUGACAUUCAACAAAAAUAUGAAAUAAAGUUUGUUGAUGAAACAAAUAACGAUUGCAAAUUGGCAUCCCAAGUUUUUUGUCCAAUUUGCAAUAAAAUAUUGAGGCUGUCAUCACUUCCAUUACAUAUCAAGACGCAUGAAUCAGGACGUCAACUUGAUUUUAUGUGCGAAAUUUGCUCAAAGAAAUAUGUUUCGAACGCUGACUUGGUAAUCCAUAGGAGGGUACAUACAAAUGAAAAGCCGUACGAAUGUGACCAAUGUCCAAAGAGAUUUAGCUGCAAGAAGAAUUUAAUUUCACAUUUUCGUUCAAUUCAUUUAAAAGAAAAGAAAUACAAGAAAACUCAGGAAAAUUGCAGCAUUUGUGGCUUAACUUUUACAAGCAUUCAUCAAUUGAAAAGCCAUGUAAGUCGAGUUCAUCCAGGAGGGCAUGAUGAUGGAUUCAAAGUAAAUCCAUUGACUGGUCAUUUUCACUGUGAUACUUGUGGGGGACAAUACAGAUGUAGACAAAAUUAUAAUAUUCAUCGUUGCAUCGCUGGUGCCGGCAAUGGACCGAAUAAAAAUGAAUGUCCCGUGUGCUUCUCUAACUGCAGAACUCGUUCAAAUACUAUUAAACAUAUGCUAGAGUCGCAUGCUGAGAAAUUGAAGAAUCUAGGAUGGAAAUGCCUUGUUUGUAAUACAAUCGUAUUAAGGAAAAUUAUUCUUCAUAUUGAGUCAGUUCACACAUCAAAUUCUUCAAAAUGUGGCAUUUGUAACAAAACAUUGAAGAAUCGUAGAUGUUUAGUAAAUCACAUGUACGUCGUUCAUGAGAAUGGAAGUGAAAUUCGUCGACAGCAAAGGAAGGCGAAGAAAAUAUUAGCAAAAGUAAGUCAACCAAGUUAACAGAAAUGAAACUGAUUGUCAUCAAUUUUACAAACCAGAAUUGAAAUAAACUAAAUAAAUAAAAAAUUCGUAGCGAU